Oncorhynchus masou masou (cherry salmon) is the source of this 7031-nucleotide messenger RNA. Its product is annotated as arrestin domain-containing protein 1-like. Lineage: Eukaryota; Metazoa; Chordata; Actinopteri; Salmoniformes; Salmonidae. Gene Ontology annotation, cellular component: cytoplasm. The record is from RefSeq and is a predicted model, not a curated record. The coding region runs from base 60 to 1493 and encodes 477 amino acids. Gene Ontology annotation, biological process: protein transport. The transcript has 8 exons. Gene Ontology annotation, molecular function: ubiquitin protein ligase binding; ubiquitin-like ligase-substrate adaptor activity.
UACUGCGUAGUGCGCGCAGGUGAUUCAGUUGUCGGUGCCACCUUCUCGUGGUGGAAAACAUGGGAAAACUCCAAGAAUUCGAUAUAACUUUUAAAGACAAUAAAGUUGUUUAUAGUCCUGGAGAGUCGCUUUCAGGCACUCUGAAAAUCACAACCACCGAAGCUCUGCUAUGUAAAGAUAUCAAAGUGAAUUGCCAAGGCUUCUGUGGUGUCACCAGCAAGAGCAAUGACACAGCCUGGAUGGUGGAAGAGCAGUACUUCAGCAUCACGCUCUCUGUGGCAGAUAAAGGAACUCUGAAACCGGGAGAUCACAGUUUUCCGUUCAAGUUUCUCAUUCCAGCCUCUGUUCCCACAUCCUUUGAAGGAAACUAUGGAAAAGUUAUGUACAGAGUGAGGGCUUUCAUUGACACUCCUCGCUUCUCUAAGGACUAUAAGGUGGAGAAGCCUUUCUACCUGCUGAGUCUCCUCAACCUCAAUGAUGUACCUGACAUCCAUGGACGUAGUUCAUCUUCCGUUACUAAGAAGUUCACCUACCUACUGGGGGUAAAGACAGGAACUGUGGUGCUGAAGGCCCAUAGUGACAUGAAGGGCUACACGCCUGGUCAGGUCAUCCAACUGACCACAGAGCUCAACAACCAGUCUGGGAAAACCACAGGGACUGUGGUAGCCUGUCUCAUUCAGAAAGUAACUUACCAGACAAAGAAGCCUACCAUUGACUUGAGGACUUUAGUGCAGGUGGAGGGUGCUGGGGUGAAGGCUGGCAAACAAGUUGAGUGGAAGGAGCAGAUUAUUGUACCUCCUCUGCCCCAGUCAUCUCUGGCUGACUGUGGUCUAAUAAACAUGGAAUACUUUAUUCAAAUCUCCUUGAAAUCUCCUGAGGCUUCGUUUUUGUUGCCCAUCCACAUUGGAAACAUCUCAGUGGAUACCACGUCAGCACGACCCUCCAGACCCCCUCCUCCAACCACCGAUCCUUCUCGCUCCUCCGCAAACCCUACCAAGCUAGAAAAUAGCAGACGCUCUGAUCCGUCCUCCCAAGACCAAGACACUCCUACUACCCCUUGCCCUUCUCCCCACCCAGCCCCAAAACCUGUUCCCAGAAUCAGAGUCUCCACUUCCUCCCCUGCCUCCCCCAGUGCCCCUCCAGCUGAGAUGGACUAUCUGGUCAUGGGCACCAAGGGGCAGGUGACCGAGGCCCUCCCAACUGAGAGCCACUCCCAGCUUGGUUUCUUGAGCUCUCAGGCCACUGUCUCCCCCAGUGCCUUCAGCUAUGCCCCAGGCCUCACCUUCUCCCAGAACCAGUCCCAGAGUGACGUCACAAACCCAACGGGCCCUUUGUUCUGUGUGUCCACAGGCGCCACCAUCCCAUUCUUCUCUGAGGGCAGUACCAACCCCAAGCCUACCCUCUACCCACUCCUGCCUCCUGAGUACAGCACCUCAACACUCCCACAUGAGGCUCCUCCCAGCUAUGUCGAGAGCUGUAGCAGCAACACAUAAGACAACGUCAUGACACAGGAGAGACUGCUGGCAAAACUGAACAUGACAACCAACCUCCCUUCUACUCGAUCAUGCUGCCAGAUAGACCUCUUAAGUACGUCAGCCCAGGUUAAGCAACACCUUUUUUAUGAUUACUGAUUGCUUUCACACAUUGUUUGCGCUUUCAGGAUAGUAAUGUUUUUACAUAAACAAUUUUUAUAGCUGGAGAAAAGUUUUCAAAGUUAAGUCAGGGUAGAAUUAGUUAAGAAUAUGUUGAAAUUGUAUUUUUUUUUUUUACUAGGCAAGUCAGUUAAGAACAAAUUCUUAUUUACAAUGACGGCCUACACCGGCCAUACCCGGACGAAGCUGGGCCAAUUGUGCGCCGCCCUAUGGGACUCCCAAUCACGGCCGGUUAUGAUACAGUCUAGAAUUGAACCAGGGUGUCUAGUGAGGUUUUAGCACUGGGAUGCAGUGCUUUAGACCGCUGUGCCACUCGGGAGCCAAAACACCUAUGAUUGAAACCAAGUGAAGAUCCAUGAAGCCCACUAGCAACUGCCCAGGCUAUGUUUUAUGUAACCUGUAUGUUUAUUUAUUGUUUUCACUAAACUGUAUAUUCAUAGACAAUUCACUAUGUUCUAUAUCCAAAUGUUUUAUGCAUAGGAAAUACAGUGCCUUGAUACUCAACAAUGCACAACCUAAUAAAAUUGUGUUAUAUGUUUAGCCAUUUUUGUUUUGCUUUUUUUACUAUGCCAGGGUAAUUGUACAUCUCUAGUUUUAGGCCCAUUUAUCAGUUGUAAACAUGAAGGGUCCUGCACUCCAAUAUAGAUGUCUGCUCGACAGGGAUUCUUGCAAGUCGGUACAAUUCUUGUCUGACAGGGAAACUUUAUUUUUAUAGUUGCACUUUUUAAAGCAUAAUCAUAUUUAGUGGAAUUGUAAGGUAAAAGCUGUAUGCUUGGAAAUGCCCUUGUCUGGAGCAGAGCAUCCAAAUUUCAAACUGUCCAGAAGUGUUUAAAAUUCUAAAAUCUCUCUCCCAGAUAAAUAGGAAUUUUUAUUCAAAUGUUUUUUUAAAUGAGGUUUCAAAGCAACCAAGGAAAAACUAAAUUGCUACUUUGUAUACUACUUAAAUGAAGAAAAAAGCUAUUUUUGUCAACUCCGUCUUGAUUUUUAAAAGAAAGUUUAUUUAACUGAAUUGCCUAGUUAAGAACAAAUUCUUAUUUACAAUAACGCCCAGGAACAGUGGAUUUACUGCCUUGUUCAGGGGCAGGGCAACAGUUUUUUACAUUGUCAACUUGGGUAUUCGAUCUAGCAACCUUUCGGUUAUUAGUCCAAAGCUCUAACCACUCGGCUACCUGCUUCUCCAAGGACGUUAACUCUGACAGUGCUGAUAGACUGGUUGUUUUGGGGGGAUUAUUGUUGACAUUUUAAAAACGUUUAUUGAUUUUUUUUUUAGAAGCAACAAUAUGUCUGUUUUGAGUAUCUGUCAACUCUGUUAGAGGCUUGUCAACUCCAUUACUGAUGGAUAAACCUCUUAAGAUUAGAAUGUUUUUGUCAAUAUUCAGGAAAAAUAUUUUGAUGCUUCCGCCUGCAGUGUACAUCGCUCCUGCCUGUCAAACACCUGCUGUCCUUAACAGAACCUGCUGUCAUUUAUAGAGCUGCGGGAAAGCAGUGCCGUGUGGUCUGAUAUAUAUAUACUGCUCAAAAAAAUGAAGGGAACACUUAAAUGACACAAUGUAACUCCAAGUCAAUCACACUUCUGUGAAAUCAAACUGUCCACUUAGGAAGCAACACUGAUUGACAAUAAAUUUCACAUGCUGUUGUGCAAAUGGAAUAGACAACAGGUGGAAAUUAUGGGCAAUUAGCAAGACACCCCUAAUAAAGGAGUGGUUCUGCAGGUGAUAACCACAGACCACUUCUCAGUUCCUAUGCUUCCUGGCUGAUGUUUUGGUCACUUUUGAAUGCUGGCGGUGCUUUCACUCUAGUGGUAGCAUGAGACGGAGUCUACAACCCACACAAGUGGCUCAGGUAGUGCAGCUCAUCCAGGAUGGAACAUCAAUGCGAGCUGUGGCAAGAAGGUUAGCUGUGUCUGUCAGCGUAGUGUCCAGAGCAUGGAGGCGCUACCAGGAGACAGGCCAGUACAUCAGGAGACGUGUAGGAGGGCAACAACUCAGCAGCAGGACCGCUACCUCCGCCUUUGUGCAAGGAGGAGCAGGAGGAGCACUGCCAGAGCCCUGCAAAAUGACUUCCAGUAGGCCACAAAUGUGCAUGUGUCUGCUCAAACGGUCAGAAACAGACUCCAUGAGGGUGGUAUGAGGCCCCGACGUCAACAGGUGGGGGUUGUGCUUACAGCCCAAAACUGUGCAGGACGUUUGGCAUUUGCCAGAGAACACCAAGAUUGACAGUCAACGCCGUGGAGAACGUUCUGCUGCCUGCAACAUCCUCCAGCAUGACCGGUUUGGCGGUGGGUCAGUCAUGGUGUCUUUGGGGGGGCCGCACAGCUCUCCAUGUGCUCACCAGAGGUAGCCUGACUGUCAUUAGGUACCGAGAUGAGAUCCUCAGACCCCUUGUGAGACCAUAUGCUGGUGCGGUUGUCCCUGGGUUCCUCCUAAUGCAAGACAAUGCUAGACCUCAUGUGGCUGGAGUGUCAGCAGUUCCUGCAAGAGGAAGGCAUUGAUGCUAUGGACUGGCCUGCCCGUUCCCCAGACCUGAAUCCAAUUGAGCACAUCUGGGACAUCAUGUCUCGCUCCAUCCAACAACGCCACGUUGCACCACAGACUCCAGGAGUUGGCGGAUGCUUUAGUCCAGAUCUGGGAGGAGAUCCCUCAGGAGACCAUCUGCCACCUCAUCAGGAGCAUGGCCAGGCGUUGUAGGGAGGUUAUACAGGCACGUGGAGGCCACACACACUACUGAGCCUCAUUUUGACUUGUUUUAAGGACAUUACAUCAAAGUUGGAUCAGUCUGUAGUGUGGUUUUCCACUUUAAUUUUGAGUGUGACUCCAAAUCCAGACCUCCAUGGGUUGAUAAAUUUGAUUUCCAUUGAUAAUUUGUGUGAUUUUUGUCAGCACAUACAACUAUGUAAAGAAAAAAGUAUUUAAUAAGAUAAUUUCAUUCAUUCAAAUCUAGGAUGUGUUAUUUUAGUGUUCCCUUUAUUUUUUUUAGCAGUAUAUAUAUAUAUAUAUAUGUACAGUGCCUUGCGAAAGUAUUCGGCCCCUGGAGAGAGUUUGCUGCACUGAAAGUAAAGGGGCUGAAUAAUUUUGCACGCCCAAUUUUUCAGUUUUUGAUUUGUUAAAGUUUGAAAUAUCCAAUAAAUGUCGUUCCAAUGUCUUCACAAAAAAAUACAGUUUUAUAUCUUUGUUUGAAGCCUGAAAUGUGGCAAAAGGUCGCAAAGUUCAAGGGGGCCGAAUACUUUCGCAAGGCACUGUAUAUCUCAUGAUGACUGUUUUGAAGCCACUGUGCCUCCAUCUUGGCACUUCACCACAAUUUUUUGGGGAAGCUAUGGAAAUGCAUGUAUAAAUGUCUACCUUUUUGUUUUUGCCAUGUCUUUUAAUGCACACUUUUAACGAUAUUGUGAGCUAAACAUACUUUUUUAUUUGUAUAAAAUGUAUAACAUUUUCCUUAGUACAUUUAUAACUAAGUAAAAAAGUAUAUUACUGUUCCCACUGCUACAACAAAUACUUAAAUACAUAUAAUUUUGUCCUUAACGUUUAAUUGAAAUACUGUAGAAUUCCAUUCAUUACUAUGGAGGACUGCUUUUUCUGGGCGCUGCCAAUAUGGCCGCCCAGUGGCUUCAAAGUCUCUCAUUGGCCAACACAUAGCAUCAGCAAUCCAGGGUGUAUAAACAUCUGAACUCAGCAAAGAAAGAAACGCCUCUAUUUCAGGACCCUGUCUUUCAAAGCUAAUUCUUAAAAAUCCAAGUAACUUCACAGAUAUUUGUUGUAAAGGGUUUAAAUACUGUUUCCCAACAAUUAAUGAACAUGCACCUGUGGAACGGUCAUUAAGACACUAACAGCUUACAGACAGUAAGGUCACAGUUAUGAAAACUUAGGACACUAAAGAAGCUUAUCUACUGACUGAAAUAUGCCCAGGGUCCCUGCUCAUGUGCGUGAAUGUGGCUUAGGCAUGCUGCAAGGAGGCUUGAGGACUGCAGAUAUGGUCAGGGCAAUAAAGUGCAAUGUCCGUAUAGUGAGACGCCUAAGACAGCGCUACAGGACGGACAGUUGAUCGUCCUCGCAGUGGCAGACCACAUGUAACAACACCUGCGCAGGAUCAGUACAUCCGAACAUCACACCUGCGAGACAGGUACAGGAUGGUAACAACAACUGCCUGAGUUACACCAGGAACGCACAAUCCCUCACUCCAGUGCUCAGACUGUCUGCAAUAGGCUGAGAGAGGCUGGACUGAGGGCUUGUAGGCCUGUUGUAUGGCAGGUCCUCACCAGACAUCACCGGCAACAACGUUGCCUAAGGGCACAAAUCCACCAUCACUGGACCAGACAGGACUGGCAAGAAGUGCUCGUCACUGACGAGUCACGGUUUUGUCUCAUCGGGGGGAUGGUCGAAUUAGCUUUUAUUAUUGACGGAAUGAGUGUUACACCGAGGUCUGUACUCUGGAGUGGGAUUGAUUUUGGAGGUGGAAGGUCUGUUAUGGUCUGGAGCGGUGUGUCACAGCAUCAUUGAACUGAGCUUGUUGUCAUUGCCUGCAAUCUCAAAGCUGUGCGUUACAGGGAAGACAUCCUCCUCCCUCAUGUGGUACCCUUCCUGCAGGCUCAUCCUGACAUGACCCUCCAGCAUGACAAUGCCACCAGCCAUACUGCUCGUUCUGUGCAUGAUUUCCUGCAAGACAGGAGUGUCCGUGUUCUGUCAUGGCCAGCGAAUAGCCCAGAUCUAAAUCCCAUUGAGCACAUCUGUGACCUGUUGGAUUAGAGGGUGACGUCUAGGACCAUUCCCCCCAGAAUUGUCCGGGAACUUGCAGGUGCCUUGGUGGAAUAGUGGGGGUAACCGCAAGUAAUCUCACAGCAAGAACGGGCAAAUCUGGUGCAGUCCAUGAGGAGGAGAUGCAAUGUAGUACUUAAUUCAGCUGGUGGCCACACCAGAUACUGACUGACUUUUGAUUUUGACCCCCCUUUUUGUUCAGGGACACCAUUAUUCAAUUUCCAUUAGUCACAUGUCUGGAACUUGUUCAGUUUGUCUGUUGUUAAAUCUUGUUAUGUUCAUACAAAUAUUUACACAUGUUAAGUGUGCUGAAAAUAAACGCAGUUGACAGUGAGAAGACGUUUCUUUUUUUGCUGAGUUUAGUACUUAAUUUGUAAAUUGGGAGGUGCCGGUGUUGUGCCGAAAAGUUCCCUCCUGCCAGAAUCCCCCCUUCCCUCGCGUGAACGCGCAUGCACUCAAUUCUUCAUUGCUGUUACUUGCUAGUUGGGAUUUCUGAUCAAGUUAGGCUGUGUUUCACUUUAUUUGUUAUGUCUGUGUGAUUGCGGGGGAGGCACUAGUAAUGUCUGCAGUUUUUGGUUUGGCUGUUUGUUUCAAGUGUAUUAGUCUAUAAAUAAAUCUCUACCAAAAUUCA